GGUAUGGGAAACACCAGCUCAAAACAGUCAUGAACACACAACAGCGUUGGAUUUGGAUCUUCAUUUUCGUCGGUGCUUCUGCUGCGGUUGGUCAACGCAGAUCAUCUGCACCACACACAUGGAACGCUUCAAUCCAGCAUUGUAAGGAUGGCGGUAAAGAGGUUUUCAAUCCUCUGGAGCAGAGCCAGCAGGAGACCCUCAUACAAGGUGUUAACAACACAGUUGAGCACUAUUGGACGAGUCUUCAUGCAUCAAACGAGUCCAUCGAAGUUUUUGAAUGGAAAGGUAUAGGAUUUUAUGAAAAGAUAUCACAAGUUCCGUUGCCAUGGAAACCCGGCGAAAGACCCAGCGGAACAUCUAACAAUUCUUGUGUUGCUGUAGAAGUAACAAAGUUGUCCGUCUCCUUUUACCUGGAGGACUGUUCAACAAUGCUAUUCUCCCACUGCAGAACGGUGAAUGCCCAGAUACUGUUUACUCGUUAUGAAGACCCCUUCCCCGAUCUGCCACUAGCUCCCCUAAUCCUGAAUUUGACGGACGUCGAAACAUCUGCGUCCUGUGCCCAGGAGUGUGUGGAGAGGACCACUUGUGUCACGUACACUUACCUGUCCGCGACACAGGCAUGCCAUCUCUUUGAUACCCGCAAGGUGGAGACAGAUAAGAAUGUUACCAAGACAAUUGCAAGAUGUGCAACACUUGUUGUUCCGGAUAACAGCAAAAAUAUGAACGGCCUCAGCAACAAUGUCGGUGAUGUCCACAACGUCAGCUGCAUAGUGGAUUACACACCAACACCCUCGGCUGUGUCCUGUCAACCGAACGGAAGGUGGACUGAGUACCCAUCUUGUAUCGCUGGUGAUGUCCGCGAUUGCCUGUCAGGUCAGGUGUCCUAUGAAGGAAUAUGUUACCAGAUCCCGGACAGUCCGAUGACGUGGUAUACGGCACACCAGGUUUGCCAAGCACUUGGAGGUCACGUACUUGAGGUCAAGGACGCAACGAAAAUGACUGUAGUGGAUAAGCUGUUGCUCGGAAGAGAGAAUGAGACGUUUUGGAUUGGAGCCUCCGAUGAAAUAAAGGACACGUGGUUCCACUGGACACGAGAGUACAACAAGAUCUCGUACACGAGAUGGCACAGUGAAGCCGGCGACCCCUCGGGCCACUGUGUCCAACUGAAGCGGACGUGGAAUGGCGUGGAUAAGGGAAAGUUCUUCUUCGACGCAACCAACUGCUCACAGCCUACAUACUCUAUAUGUGAAAUUGGGAGGCAGCAUGUUGGCGACCACUGUCACGACGAUAGCUGGUGCAGAGGGAGGUCAUCUUGCAAUGCGUCUCAAUGUAGAUGCAUGUACCCGUACAACGAAACGGUGGGGUCCAGCGCUUCCGCUGUCUGUGAUAGAGAUUGGACAUUGUACAACGGCUACAGAUUUAGUGAGAUUCCUGAUUCGCUGCCCCACGAUAUAGCCAUGGCAGCCUGUAAAAGGGAGGGCGGUGCCCUCAUGGCGCCAAUCUCCCACAUGAUGGACUCAGCCCUCAGACAGUUCUACGCAAGAAGAGGCUACGACAAAGCCAUGUACUACUGGUCUAGUCUGAAGAAGAACAAUUCCAAGUACGAAGAUCAGGGUAUUGCUGAAUUUGACGACAUUUUGGAGGAUUAUCUCCCCUGGCGAAAUGGACGUAGCAGCACACCGGCGUUCACGUCGACUGGCGACUGCAUUGUGUUUGAAGUCAGCAAGGCGGGGCCUAAGUUGUUCAAACACUCGUGCACAUCCAAUACACCCGCUCUGUGCUCGAAGGUCAACAGCUCUGAACGUGCUACGGUCCAGCUCGGUUCAUCUGUAUCCUUGGAGCCCAUGCAGACUCUGUGGACCAGCACCAGUGACUGGUGUGGAGCAGAGUGUCUCAGCCAGGCUCGGUGUACCUCGUACGGAUUUACAACGUCGGACAGUACAUGUUGGCUGUUCAACGACACGACGAGCACUGGGGAAGCAACGACCAUGGACUACUGGACACGAUCUGCAUGUGCCCCGAUAACAUCGGUACUUUAUGGUACGGUUAGCGCGGUGGCAGGAACGACUGCUGUUAGCUCUGAGGUUACAUACAACUGCAACAACUUCACCGCCCACGUAGCCAACAUCAGCGUCACUUGUCAGGGCAACACACUGUGGACACAACUCCCAAUGUGUCAACCGAAUGACCAGCCUUGUCCUGAGAACUGGAUGAGGCGGGGCUCGAGCUGCUACCUGAUCGUAGAGGAGACCCUGAGUUGGUCAGCUGCAGCUGAAGCAUGUGAGAACAGGAAUGGCUAUCUGGUGGAGAUCAAUGACGACGAAGAGAGACAGUUUAUUGUGGAUAUACUGGACUUUGAUAGAGAUUUGGUUGUGUGGACUGGAGGCAACGACAUUGGUCUGCAACACUGGUACCGAUGGCGUCAGCAUCCAUUCACAGACAUCACAGUACUGGACUGGUUCCCAGGAAAAGACAACAUCUCAGCUGAGCCAACAGGGUACAUUUUGAACGAUGGCGUACGGGAAAAUCAAGACUGCAUAGAGCUGAGAAAGAGUUACGAUGAUUAUUACGCUGGUAGACACUACUACAGUGACACCGACUGUGAGGAGAAACAAGCUUUUGUGUGUGAAACUAAGGUGUUCAACGUGGGCUCCCCAGGCUGUGCAGCAUACCCGGAAUCCCCGUGUAAAUCAAUUGCCGAGUGUAUCAACGACCAUUGCGUGUGUCCGAAUGGCACAUACAGGCAGACAGGCCAAGAUGGACAUAACAAUGCCAAGUGUGAUCUCAUUCAACCAGUCGGCGGUAAGGGAUGCAAAUCAAGGAACGAUCUCUGCUUCAAUCAGUCAGUCUGCAUCAACGACUGGUGCAAAUGUCCCUCACCGCUAAUCCAGAACGGUCAAAACAACAGCUACGUCACCACGUGUGAAUCAGAUAUACCUGGGUGCAGUGGUGAUUGGCGAGCAUAUGGCAACAAGUGUUACAAGCUGUUCACCUCGAGAGUAACUGACCGAAACCCAGACCAGGAAUGUAUACAGAAAGGCGGGCUGCUUGCCUCCCCAGUAGAUCAGGAUUUCAACGACUUUCUUCUCCUGUUGGGAUCGCGCAGUAACAAGUGGAUGAGUCUUCACGGCCGGGAGGGGGAGCUGCGGUGGGCAGAUGGGACAGUCAUGGGUGCCGCCAGCAACUACACCAACUUCCGGUCAGGGACCGGCAACAACAUACUGGUCAACGAGACUUGUGUCUAUCUCAGUAUUCAGGGUGGAUGGGUCAAAGAUAAAUGCUACGCCACUUCUCCUUCUGCGUAUGUCUGUGCCACUCCUAAAUUGUGCCAUACUCUUCCACAAGUAUCCAAUUCUGUCAACAAGACAAUGUCAGAGUUUGUACCUGUGGGCACUGUAUACGAAUAUCAGUGUGACUCCGGGUACGUCAUUGAUGGGGUACACACUGGGAGGAUUAUCUGCCAGCCUAUCAUGGCUUCGUCUGGGACAUCUAUAUGGGAUCCACCUCCGUCGUGUGUCUCGCUAGUGGACAGUGUGUUUGGUGAUGCAGAAGAGGGGUACGGACUGACCGCCACACCAGCUAUGAACGCGACAGACAUACAGACGUGUGCUGAGACUUGCUACAGCAAUGGGGAGGCUUGUGUCGCCUUCAGCUUCUUAGGGGUCCUCUGUCAACUCUAUACAGCAGUCAGUCACCUGUCUACUGACUUCAUACCAUUCCCACCUGGGGCCACCGUGAAGAAACGAAUAGCAUGUCCGUCUGUACCCGUGGUCAGUAACGCUGUGGUGACGACAGGGACCAACCGGACAGUGGGCAGUGUGCUCACCUAUGCCUGUACACCCCUCGGGCGGAUCCUGCCGGGGAGUAGUUUGUCCAUCACCUGUAGAGACAAUGGCCAGUGGGAGAAGUUUCCGAUUUGUCAAGACCGAUUCCAAACCUUCCUCAUUGACACUGAAGACUGGUUCUCCAGCACCAAGAGGAAAGCUUACUACAACAUCCAGUCCCUCCAAGACUGUCAGAUGAAGUGCAUCACGGAGAGAGAGUUCCGGUGUCUGUCUGUCCACUACGACUAUGGCGACUGUGUGUUGUACAUGAACAGACUCAACAACCAAUCCAGGGAUGGCGUGGCGGAACACUCCACCGUCAGCAUCUAUGCCGAGCUGAGAGAAUCAGACCUGAAUGAGUUCCAUACUGUGUACAAUAUGGCUGUGACCGGGAUGCCGACUGGCCACCUGACCCUAAAGUCUAUGGAGGAGUGCGCCCAGGCGUGUCUCCAGGCACAGUAUGUGUGUCUGGCAGUAGUGUAUGACACGGCCAGUAACAGCUGUCGUCUGUAUGACACGAUACAGGACACCCUCGUCACUUAUGACAGUUAUGUGUUCAAAAGACACCUGGGUUGUGAUCCACCCCAAGUCGUAUCAGGGAUGACGUCAUCGGAUGUGAUCCGCAAAGUAUCAGGGCGGUACAGCGUGGGCGAUCAGCUUCGGUACACGUGUACUAAUCUAGGGGAGGGUUUCACAGACAAACAGGAUGGACUAGUCCAUUGUCAGCAAGGGGGCAAGUGGACCAGGCUACCGACCUGUAGAAAUCUGUGUGAGACGGGGUGGUACUACUGGAACGGAAGCUGUUACAUGGUAUAUGAGACGCCACGCACCUUCAAGCAGGCACACGCUGUGUGUACCGACGUAGACGCCACGCUGCUCAACGUCAACAUGGCGUAUGAACUCAACUUUACAGACCAAAUAAGACAGAACAAGAGCAUGGUGGACACGAGGUUCUGGCUCGGACUGUACACUGAUCUGGGCACCUGGAGAUGGACAGCGCCCUAUAUCGGGGACAUGGAGGCCCUAACCAUGGAAGUGCCGGUCGUCCAACCUGAGUCAGCCAUUGUCGUCGAUGUUGCUGCCAAUACUCUGAUAAGAUUCAGCAUCCUAACAGACACCGCUGCAUUUGUGUGCAAGAAAGCCCUGCCAGAACUAAGUUGCCCCGACGACUGGUACUACUUCAACAACACCUGCUACCACAUCCCCACUACUGCGGCUUCUUCGUAUGGAGAUGCGGAAAGUUCGUGUAGUGACCAGGGAUACACCCUCGUCACACCCCAUAGUGCCGUCGACAUGGACUUCAUCAAGUACACCGUUGAAAUGUCCGGUGUGGCGGGUUAUGCGUACACGGGUCUGAUGAAGCCGGCCAACGAGGACUGGAAGUAUGCUGAUGGUUCCAUCCACGACUGGACACAUGCAACGGGGGUCGCUGGAGAGAUUCUACAGGAGAUGUGCUACCUGGUCGGUGCCACUGACGUCAGAUUAGCCUCCUGCACAGAGUCAAGACGCUUCGUUUGUCAAGCACCACUGGCGAUGGUGGGCGUGGCCACGGACUACAGCAACGUCCCGUGUGUGACUGACCGCUUCUGUGAAGCAGCUGGACUCAAGUGUAUCGGGUACUCUCGUGGAGGACUCGUGACACCACCAACAUGCCGACAUCCAGAUUGCCCUUCUUCGAUGAGAUAUGAGUAGGGGAAGAUGUUUCUUGAUCUCUGACCGGAAAGACAACUUCGCCGGUGCAACAGCAGAGUGUGGGAAACUUGGCGGGAGAGUGGCAUCUAUUGGAUCAAUGGCAGACAACAACGUAUGGCUGGAACUAU
Haliotis rubra (blacklip abalone) is the source of this 5644-nucleotide messenger RNA. RefSeq lists its product as uncharacterized. The record is from RefSeq and is a predicted model, not a curated record. The coding region runs from base 30 to 5516 and encodes 1828 amino acids. NCBI's taxonomy places the organism in Eukaryota, Metazoa, Mollusca, Gastropoda, Lepetellida, Haliotidae. The transcript has 30 exons.